Phytophthora nicotianae INRA-310 is the source of this 2108-nucleotide messenger RNA. RefSeq lists its product as hypothetical. The transcript is spliced from 4 exons. Bases 44 to 1627 code for a protein of 527 amino acids. Lineage: Eukaryota; Oomycota; Peronosporomycetes; Peronosporales; Peronosporaceae. The record is from RefSeq and is a predicted model, not a curated record. Gene Ontology annotation, molecular function: CoA-ligase activity.
CCAAGCAGCAAACUCAUCACUUCACGAUUGUCGCCCUUGCCCGAUGAUCUUUACGUCUCGCCACCCGACGCUGCCUAUUCCUGAGGACGCGGCGAUCUGGAAUGUGGUAGAGCAGCACGCACGCAAUAUUGGCGACAAGCCGGCGUUUGUCUGCGGCGUGACGGAGCGGACGAUCUCGUACGCGCAGCUGCUCCGCAUGGCCAAGAAGCUGUGCGCAGGUUUCGCUGCCAACGGCCUCAAGAAGGGCGACAUUGUGAUCUUGCACUCGAUGAACUGCAUCGAGUACCCGGUGAUCUUUUUGGCUCUGAAUCGACUAGGAGCGAUAUGCUCGCCGUCCUCUCCUCAGUUCACAGCGCAAGAACUGGCUAAUCAGAUCGAAGCAGCUCAAGCUGUGGCAGUGAUUUCGCACAAGAAAUUUGCAGCGGUGGCUAUGAAGGCUGCUACAGUGCACGGAAUUUCAAGCGACCAAGUGUACACGAUUGGAGAUGCUUCCUUGCAGACAAUCGAACAUCUGAUUGAGCUGGAUCUGCCCUUCCCGGACCUCCCUCCGAUCGAUCCGAACCAAAUUGUGACGUUGCCCUUUUCCAGUGGCACAACUGGUCGUCCGAAGGGAGUGGAGCUAACAGCUCGUGCAAUGUUCGCCGCGGGGAUGAUACCUGCCUAUACAGUGGAGAAGAUGGAUUAUCUUUUGGGCAUGCUGCCAUUCUUCCACAUCAUGGCCACUUUGAUCUUCCACAUCAGCCUGUACAUGGGGAUGUCGAUGGUCGUGUUGCCGGGUUUCCAGCCAGACUCACUGUUGCGCACAGCAGAGAAGUACAAAAUCAAACGACUCCAUCUCGCUCCUCCGCUCAUCAAGUUCCUCGCCAAACAUCCGCUCGUAGCCAAGUACGAUCUUUCAGCGACAACCCAAGCCAGUUCUGGCGGUGCACCAAUGGGGAUAGAACUGGAGCAAGCCGUUUUGAAGCGUCUUAACAUACAGGUUCUUCAGAGUUACGGUAUGACGGAGAUUGCUGGCGUUGGAACGCACUCUUCCAUCAGUUGCCACCGUGAAGGCUCGUCAGGAACGCUGUAUCCCAAUGUGGAACUCAAGGUGAAAUGUCUGGAGACGGGUGCUGAUCUGCCCGCAAACAAACACGGUGAGUUGCUCUUUCGAGGCCCGACGUUAAUGAAGAGAUAUUUCAACAAUCCAGUGGCGACGCGCGAGUCUUUUACUGAGGACGGGUUUCUCCGCACGGGAGAUAUCGGAUAUAUCGAUGACGAUGGCUUUGUGUUCAUCGUAGACCGACUGAAGGAGCUUAUUAAGUACAAAGGACAUCAAGUCGCACCUGCAGAAGUGGAGGACGUGGUGAACUCUCACCCUCAAGUGGCAGAUUCAGGUUGUGUACGCGGUCACGAUCUGGUGACAGGAGAGGAGAUUCCAAAGAUUUACGUCGUGCUGGUAGAGGGAAGCGCGUUGACUGCAGAAGAGCUGAUGGAGUAUGUAGCAAUGAAAGUGACGGGGUACAAGCGCGUCCGCGAGGUGGAAUUUAUCGAUAGUAUUCCAAAGAGCUUGUCGGGUAAGAUACUGCGACGUGUGCUUCAGAUGCGGGAGAACGAGAAGAUGCGAGCUUCUCUAAGUCGUCUGUAGUCGUGCAGAUGAAAUCUGGUAUUUGGUUUUCCAUUAUUGCUAGGUUGUCACUACGCUACACUGAAGUCGUUCAUUUCACUCAUCGUUUUCAUUGAGGAGACCCAGUCUGCGAAUUGCUGCGAGUUGGUCUGUUCGAUAGACGUCAUGUUAGCACUAAGCGGCAAUGUACCAAGAAGAAAAUAUACCUGGAAUAUGUGCCAGCGCUGCAAUCGCCAGACCUAAAGCUGGUUGUUCGGGGUUUUCACACAUGACGUGGUUGAAAUUGACGAAGUGGAAGUUCUCGAAAUUACGCUUAGGCAAAGUGGACUUGUACUGUUCCAUCUCUUCCCAUGGGCCAUCACCAACGCCAACCACAAUAAUUGCUGUUGCAUUUUCACACGCCGUUCGAAAAAUUAAAUGUGAGAAACUGCAAAAAAAAAAAAAAAAUGACAACUUCUUGGGCUGAGCAUACACAAUGCAUAUCUGGAGGCUUCAACAAUGG